Aspergillus luchuensis is the source of this 222-nucleotide messenger RNA. Its product is annotated as DUF1748 domain-containing protein. The record is from RefSeq and is a predicted model, not a curated record. The transcript has 4 exons. The coding region runs from base 1 to 222 and encodes 73 amino acids. Lineage: Eukaryota; Fungi; Ascomycota; Eurotiomycetes; Eurotiales; Aspergillaceae. Gene Ontology annotation, cellular component: cytoplasm.
AUGCUCGGACGUCUCAGCCACUACGCAUUCGAUGCGGUUCUUAUCUCUGCCUUCCUGGCUGGCGUGAAGCGCUCGACUGGAUUAACUCUCAACUCCGACAAAAUCACCGAUAACAAGGACUUCAAGAAGUGGAUCGAUAACUACCUGGGUGUUGGCGAGUGGGUGAUGGAUCAGUCUGUGGCUGUGUUGGGGUCCACGAGCUACUUCGAGCGCAAGCGGUAG